GGCCCGGUGCCUGCCGCUCCGCCUGGGGGCACGGUGCCUGCCGCUCCGCCUGGGGGCACGGUGCCUGCCGCUCCGCCUGGGGGCCUGGUGCCUGCCGCUCUGCCUGGGGGCCUGGUGCCUGCCGCUCCGCCUGGGGGCCCGGUGCCUGCCACCCUGCCUGGUGGCCCGCCCGAUGUGCCUCUGUCCUGUGCCCAGCCCGAUGUGCCUCUGUCCGGUGCCCAGCCCGAUGUGCUUCUGUCCGGUGCCCAGCCCGAUGUGCCAGUCUUUGAUAUCCUGCUAGUUGCCGGACCCGGGCGGUGGAACAUUUUGCCCAGCUAGGACUGUUUGGAGCAUCCUUAGGCCGCUCCUUGAGGGGGGGGGGUACUGUCAGGAAUGGACUUGCCAAUAAUGGUGGGACUCACCUGCCUUGUGGGCUGCAGUUACAGGGCUGACCAGUGGGUGCUUUCAGCAAUCAGAGACUCACCCCUGCAAUCAGCCAAACACCUGAAGCUGAU
Molecule: messenger RNA, 494 nt
Organism: Staurois parvus
Lineage: Eukaryota; Metazoa; Chordata; Amphibia; Anura; Ranidae
Source: the annotation of a GenBank genome assembly